GCGCAAGAACAAGUCCCAGGAUGUCCCCUCCUGCGACCUCCAAACUUUCCUACUCUGUCCCCCCGUAUAGAGAGUUCAUUAUACUGCAACGAUUGCGCUGUCCGCUUGUGAACUAGAAAGCAUGCCAGCCUCCCCGGUCAACAACAUCAACAACAACGGCAACAGUGACAAGCCGACAUGGGAGGAGGCAAUCCGGGUGACGCCCCUCGGUAGCCAUCGGUAUUCCGCCGUCCUGCAGAAUGAAUGGUGCAUUGGGACAGUUCCACACGGCGGGUAUACCACGGCGGUCCUCUACCGCCUAGCCACGACCCAUUUCGCUCAUUCGCAUGCGUCUCGGUACAAUGCACCGGCCACGCCCAUCUCAAUCCAGCUGACAUUCCUUCGCCGCACAUCCGCCGGACCGGCUGUGCUAUCCGUGCAAGAUAUGAAGCUUGGGGCCCGCACCAGUACCAUCCACGUCACCUUGUCACAGCCCCGCGAGACGAAAGAAGGGGAAGACGGCAAUUUGGAGGCCAAGGUCACCGGUUACAUCACCGUAAGCCCCGCCACUGCCGAGGUAGGCCUCUCCGCGAACACCGGCUGGCACCUAUCGCCCGCGGCGCUCCCCGGAUCCGGGGCGAACGGGCGCGUGAACUUGACGGCCCUCGGACGGACUGGCCGCGACGGAGGGUGGAUGCGCCUGGCCGCUCCGUUUCCCAAGUUCCGCCGCGCGACGCAGCAAGUCGAGCUGUACGGGCCGGACCCGGCUCUCGGGCGGCGGCAAGUAGUGGAUCAAUGGGCACGGUUCCGACCCAACGGGAACGACGAGGCGCGGUGGACCAACGAGGCCGCGGUAUUCCUGACGGAUAUGUUUCCGAUGGCGCUGGACGGACUCGAUAAGAUGGCAUCGGCAGCCUUAAAGGAGCAGGCACCGUCGGCGGAACAGUCGGCCAGCCAUUGGUAUCCGACGGUCACGUUGAACAUCGAUCUGAAGAAACGGCUGCCGCCUCAGGGGGUCGAGUGGCUCUACAGUCGCGUUCACACCAAGACCGUGCGGGAUGGGCGAACCGAUAUUGACGUGGUGCUGUUGGAUGAACAGGGGGAAGUCGUGGCCCUGAGCACCCAGGUUGGACUGGUGUUGAGCGCCAGUCGCAACGUGGGGCAACGAUCGAAGAUGUAGACGGGGCGUUUUCAUAGACCCAUAGAGAGUGGAGAGGACAUAUGCGGAGUAUGUAUGAUGAGACUGGUGCGUUAUCGAUGCGCUUCUACGCUACGAACCGAGCAGAG
Molecule: messenger RNA, 1266 nt
Organism: Aspergillus steynii IBT 23096
Lineage: Eukaryota; Fungi; Ascomycota; Eurotiomycetes; Eurotiales; Aspergillaceae
Product: thioesterase family protein
Exons: 2
Coding region: 122-1159 (345 amino acids)
Source: RefSeq, a predicted model, not a curated record